UGGGAGGAUACAGGAUCACCGCCAAGAUGCGACAGAAGAAGCAGUGGAACGCUGAAGUUGGAAAAGCAACAGCGUCGCAGAAACAAAAGUUGACAGUAGGCUAGAUAUAGGCCUACAGGGAGGGUGAAGAAAAACAGCAAUAAUGGCGGAACAGGGGUCUGAUCUGGAGAAGGCCCUUAAGACGCUGGUGUCAAACUUCCACUCAGCAGGCGGGAAUAAUGGGGGAACGCUGAGCAGAGACCAGUUCAAAGGCCUGCUGUCUUCUCAGAUGCCUACUCUGGCAAAGACGUCCAUGUCAGAGGGGGGCAUGGGGGAGAUCCUCCAGCAGAUGGGGGUGAAGGAUGGCGAGGACAUCUCCUUCAAGCACUUCUGGAACCUCAUCCAGACCCUGGCCACCAGCCAGCACGGCCUCCUGAGCCACGAGAAAGUCUCCAAGUGUGGCUGUGUGAUGUUUUGAGAGCAGCAUUUUACUGCUGGCCAGGGGUGCAUUUCUCGAAACCAUAGUUGCUAACUACAUUAGCUACUUUUUUGGUUGCAAUGUAAUUUUGCAUUUGCAACUAUCCAAGUUGCUAACUGGCUAGCAAUUACGAUUUUGAGAAAUGGACCACAGAGAUUUGUAAAGCAAAAGCAGAAGCACAAGAAUAGAUGUGGAAGUACAAGCACACUUUGUGUAUCUACAUCAUUAGGUACAGUGGGGUAACAGUGUAGAAACUAUGCUGUAUGUACAGUAAGAUCAUGUCAUAGUGUUGUGUAAUUAAUUACAUCAUUACAUCAAGAGUACUCCUACUGUGCUUUAUACACCUUUGUCUGCUGGCCUAUCACAUUAAUUCAACAAUUAGAGAGUCAAAUUCCACACUCAGUGUUGAAUUGAUUGAACACUGCAGAAUUCCACAGGCCACACAGUAUAUCUGCAGGUAUGAGCAACUACUACCACCAGUGUUGCCAGAUGGAAAAUGCUGAAUUAUCGUUCCAAAACCUCAAAAUUAUCGUUUUCGGAGGAAAUUAUCAAACAAGUCUCAAAUUGUUGUUUCAAUGCAUCUAAAUGAACUGAGUGACAACUCUGAAAUUAUCGUACAUCAUGUUUUUUUGAUCGUACAGAGGACAAAAUGGACAAAAUUAUGGUACAAAUAUGAUAAUUAUCGUACAUCUGGCAACACUGACCACUACAGUGCUGUAUUAGUGGGCUGUAGUAACGCACUUGUAGCAAGAGAAGGAACAACAUGUCGAGAAAAGCCCUUUAGCAAACUGAACUGUGAUGGUAAUGUGACUAUCUGCCGUAUAGGAAAUUUGUAAUUUGUAAAUUUAGUUUGUGAAGCUUAUGAAGGUGGUAAAGAUUGAAUAACCUUUCUCUAUUUGGUAUACAAUGGAAUCUUUGUAUUUUUUAUUGUAUUGACAUACUUUUGUAGGAUGUAUGAAGUGUAAUAAUUUUACAGAUUUUUAAAAAAAUCUGCGAACUGUAACAGUUCCACCCACAAUACUGUUUCGUACAAUUCUAGAUCAGAUUGAGAUGUGUAGCCUACAGAUUUUCAAAGAUGCAAUAAAGGUGCCAAAAUGGGCAUACAGCUGAAUCACUUUAA
Molecule: messenger RNA, 1577 nt
Organism: Engraulis encrasicolus (European anchovy)
Lineage: Eukaryota; Metazoa; Chordata; Actinopteri; Clupeiformes; Engraulidae
Product: protein S100-A14-like
Exons: 3
Coding region: 143-457 (104 amino acids)
Source: RefSeq, a predicted model, not a curated record